UCAUUUAGAUACAACUCCAGAAUCGCCCAGCCCUAAUUAUUCCAGGACCAGAGGUUGUUUGCGCAGCACUCGAAUACAUAUACGCACAAACACAGUUCUGUGCGCGGCUUUUCGGAGCGUUACGGCGCGCUCCUCCCUCUCCAUCGCGGCGCGGGCGGGGACCCGCCGGUUCCGCCCCGCACUAGCAGCGGAGACAGGAGGACCCCGGAGAUCGGGACCCCCGGCGUCUGGUCGCCCAACUCUGUUCAGGCUUAGGCCCGCAUGGAGGGGACUGCAGAGUCCCAGACGCCUGACCUGCGAGACGUUGAAGGCAAGGUGGGCAGGAAGACCCCCGAAGGGCUGCUCCGCGGGCUUCGAGGGGAACGGGAACCGGGAACCUCUGGAGCCCUGCUGCUCCCUGGGGCACCUAGCACGGGCCACGGUCUGGGGGACAAGAUCAUGGCGCUGAAGAUGGAGCUGGCUUACCUGCGAGCCAUCGACGUGAAGAUCCUACAGCAGCUGGUGACUUUGAACGAGGGCAUUGAGGCAGUGCGCUGGCUGUUGGAAGAGCGGGGAACGUUAACCAGCCACUGCAGCAGCCUCACCAGCAGUCAGUAUAGCCUGACAGGUGGGAGUCCAGGCCGCUCAAGGCGAGGCAGCUGGGACAGCCUGCCAGACAUCAGCUCCACUGACCGGCUGGACAGUGUCUCCAUUGGCAGCUUCCUGGACACCGUGGCCCCUGGCGAGCUGGAUGAACAGGGCCCCCUCAGUGCUCCCCGCCCUGAGAUGGACUGGGCAAAGGUUAUACCUGGCGGGGAGAGGGCUAGGACGGAGGUGGACCUGACAGCCGCCAAGCUAGGGAGCUUGAGGGCUGUGUGGAAGCCCCCAGGCGAGGGGCUCCAGAGUGGACCUCCUGAGUCACCAGAGGAUGAGAGUGCCAAGCUGGGCUUUGAGGUCCACUGGUACUGGGGGCAGUGCCAGGAUGAUGUGACCUUCCUGUAACAACUUUUCCACUCUUGUACUGCUGUGGCUCUUUCUCCACUAGGCCCUGGUCUCCCUUGAAAUUGAUUCUCCCUCAAUCUGGGACUAGAAAGAGGCUGCACUGAAAUCAGUUAUCAGGGAAACCUGGCCUCACCAGCCCUCUGGUCUGUGGGGAGGCUAUGCCUUUAUCCCUCAACUACUGGGUCCAUAGAGCUACUUCCACAGAUACAUUGACUCUAGAGGCUUGACCUGUGGCUCCUGGUGUGAUGUUCUCUCUUCCCCUUUGCCCUGUAACUAGGUAAGGAUUGGAGGGAUUUAGGACACUUAGCAGAUCACUGAGGAAGAGAUGGGGGUAUAGCGAUCUCAUCCAAUAUCUAGGAGCCUUGGCCUCCCCUCUUGGCUGAGAUGCAGGAUUGCUGAGGGACAUGCACACUCAGGGCCACCCCUCCAUGGAUUGGCCUGCCCAGAAAUCUCUGGGGUUGGUAGAAUCACUGUAUCUUGUUUGGUGAGUGAUGUCAUUUCCUUCCAGGAUGGAUUAGUCUUCCCACUGUACUAGCCCUUUGGUGGUGAUAGGUCCGAAUAGCAGUGUCUGAACUCCUAUUGCUAAGUGAGACCAUGCGACUUAUUCUGCAUACCAUUGCUUCUUGUGAGGGAGAGCAUAACACCCCUCCUGGCAGGAAAGUUUCCCACUGUUAGAUGUCUGUGCUUCUUUUCAGAAAGGUUCAUACCUUUUAAACAGGGUGUUCACAUUUUAUCCCAGCACUCCUGUGUCUGUGCUUCUGGGGAGGCAGGUUGGUCAGGGCCUCCCCCUACUGCUCUCAAAGUCUGGCCUGCCCUGCCAUAGUCCCCUGUUUUACCCUGUCCCUGGGUCGCCCCGAUUCUUGUAUUCUGGCUCCAAAUCUGACUGCCAGGAGAUUCAGCUUUUGUGUCUCCACACCUUCUCAAUUUCCACUUCCACUUUAGGCCUCAGGCCUUUUAUAUGCAGAUGAGUCGCCCAGCCUCUUCUCCCCAUUGCUGAUGGGAACCAGAGGGAGGACAUGCUUGAGGUCUCAGAGCUCUGGAGGUGUACCAGAAUUUCCAAAGUGAGGUGUGUGCCUUCUUCUCUAAUCCUGUGAUUUUCCCCCUCCCCCACCCUCCCCCAAACCCUCCACCAUUUGGUCACAAGGACCUGCCUGGAGACUGGGACACAAGGAAUCCCCUUGUUUUAGUUACAAUGGAGGGGGGUGUGGCAGGGAAAGACAGAGGCUCUUUAGUUCUAGGGCCCACAUCCUGCGGGGAGAGAGAGAUCCAGGGAAAGACCACUUUACAUCCUCUCUCAGAGCAAGCCCUAGACUCCAGGACCUGAGGAGGGAGCAGGGGACUGGCUCUGGGCCUAGGUCCCAGGGCCCUAAGCAAUUACACUAAAGAAGGAAUUCAGGAAAGCUGCCAAUCUGAGGCUCAGGGAGAGGAUGAGGAGAUAAAGGCUGUGGCUGAUGUUAAAGAAUGAAUUCUUGGAGAUUAACCCUUUGAACCCCAGGUAACUGCUUAUAUGUUGGUCAUCAUCUUUCCUGGGCCCUGAAACUAGAUUACUGGAAGGCAAAGAGGAGAGAAAAGGAUAUCGGGUGAUCCUUGCCUAUUUGCUGUGCCCUCCUGAGUUGUAGGAGUGGUCCCCUAACCCUAGAGAAACUGCCACAGUUUCUCUACUUUUCAAUCUAUGCUGGGGAAGGGAAGGAAGCCAAGUAGAUCAUCCCCACUUCCCCUAAACUCCAGUCUUGUUCUGCACUCCCCACCCCCGUCACUUGGGGGCAACACAUGCAGUCCAUGGCUGUCCCCUAAAGACCCUCUCUCCUCUUCCCAUCCUCUUAAUGUGACUGAAAUAACCAAAAUACAUUCUUAGCCUCUCCCCUGCUGUCCACCAGCUCUCUCCUUACCACCCCUCCUGGUCUUAGGGCUCCUGACCCCCCAACCCACCCCCCCCCAGGCUGGAAAUUCAUAUACCUUUAUGAAAUUUCUAUUCUGUUGCCAUAUUGUAGUGUGCUCUUGGGUAAACUACCUUGUAUUUCUUUUUGAAGACAGCUUGUUUGUUUAGUCUACAAACUUCUGAGCUGAAGAAGUUGCCUGCCCUCUUGUGGCCAUUUUUGCCAUUAUGCAUCAUUGUCAUGGGUAGCUGGGUGGAAUUUCCACAUUCAAAUACUGCAUUACAGGAGACCAGCCCCUCGUUGCACAGGGAGGCUGGAGAGACUGGCCUAGAGAGGUCAGAGACUUGUCCAGUGUCAUCCAUGUUAAAUCCAUGGCAAUGCCCAGGCUAGAGAACCCACAUGUCCUGCCUGCUUGCCUGCCCACAGGUCUAUCACUUGGCCAGAUUAUUCCCACACCUCACCCAGUCGAUACUAUCCAAGCUCAAAGGGACUGAAAGCAACUUUCCUCUAUUUUAAUAUGUAUGUCCUCAUCCUACUGUGAGGUAGUUCAAUGUUUAGAGAAGAGCUAUAGGUUCUGAGGAGAGAGAACCUUGGACCUGGAUUGGUUACUAAUCUGGACUACAGAUGUAAGGAAAGUCAAUCCUGGACCAUUUUUUUCUGAGUAGGGAGGGUGAGUCAUGGGGGCAGAACUCAGCAUUUCAAACCUGGAUAUUAAAGGGAGGGGCUGGGGUGGAGAGGUUUGAGAUUAAGAGGUCCAGGUGGGUCCUGUGGAGUCCUGGGGGGCUCUACAGCUUGGGGGAUGGGAUUCUAGCUCAAUCGGAUAGGCAUCUGAGGGUUGAGGAGCUGGAGAGCUGAGGUAAAUUGGGAUGCUUGGGCACUCCAGGUAGGUAUGGGCAUCCUGCUCAAUACCUUAGGCCCUAUUUCACUGCCUGAGUAGUUCAGGAACCCAGUAAACACCCAUCCUUCGUCCCUCUUACCUACUGCUGGACUGGCUGCUUGAGGCUUAGCUCUUCUGUUAAUUUAGGCCUUCCUAGGCUAUAAGGAGGAUCUGUUUAGUAGCUCAUAGAAAGAGAAGGGAGGAAAAGGGAGAGAGGUACAGAGAGAUAAGAGAGAAUAAGAUGAAAACAGAGUGUUGUAAGUAUGAUCAGAGGGAGCAUACUGUCCUCCAGGUGGGCCUGCGGCUGUAGUCAGGGCUCAGGGUAAGGGCAGAGAUGAGACUGCCCUUGGCAGCUGCAGAGACAGCACCUGGCAGGAUAGGGGUGUUGCUGGCUGGGGUGGGUAUAUGUGGGCAAGUGUAAGGGUGUGCAUUUAGGAUGUGGGCAGUGAGGCUGAGCACUGGCAGCAUAGGUGAAAACGCUUGGGGUUUAUGGUGGCCACAAGCUCUCUGUGUAUGCAGUACAAGGCACAUACCAGGUGUUCAGUGACAUCUGCCGACUGAAUGGAGGAACGAAUGUGUAAACCCAAAAGGAGAUGUAACUUAUUUUUUUAAGUGGGUAAUUAGGCAAUAGGUAAUUUAAAAAUAUUUGAUUCUUAGCAACCCUAUAAACAAUGCCUUAUUAAUGAUGUAUCAUUGCUUAGGCAUUUGAUCAGGGUGAGAGAGGUAAUAAAUGAAUGGUAAUAUAAACCUAGUUCAGCCUGACUGCAGGGACUUCCAGGAAGUCUUCUCUGAUUCUCCACUUCCCACUCUCACAGACCCUACUUUCCUGGGAGAACAGGUUAGUGCUGCCUAGCAGCAGGGCCAACGUGCAAGUUUCCUAUUGCUGUUGUAAUGACUUACCAUAAACUUAAUUGCUUAAACAACACAAAUGUAUUAUCUUACAGUUCUGGAGAUCACAUGUCUGAAAUCAAUUUCAUUGGGUUAAAGUCAAGGUGUUGACAAGCUUGCCUUCCUUCUGGAGACUCUAGGGGACAAUCCAUUUCUGUACCUUUUCUAGGUUCUAGAGGCUGCUUGCGUUCCUUGGUUCAUGGUCCCUUCCUCCAUCAUCGAGCCAGCAGGAUAGCCUUUUCACUCCUCUGGCCUCUGCUUCCAUUCUCACAUCUUUCUCUAAUUCUCCUGUUUCAUUGUGAUUACGUGUCCUUGUAAUUACAUUGGGUCCACUGAGGUAAUCCAGGAUCAUCUUCCCAUCUCAAGAUCCUUAACUUAACCAUAUCUUCAAAGUCCCUUUUACCAGAUAAGGUGAGGUAGGAAUUAGGACAUGAGCAUCUUUGGAGGUGAGGCCAUUAUCCAACCACAGGCAGAGAUGAAGGCUGAGCAGGAGGAUGCACCCAGGCACGGAAUGAGCGUCUGUGCUUUGUGCAGCCUCCCUCAGCCCGGUACCAAGGGGGAGGUGGCUAGGUCCAGGCCCCAUGUCUGGGGAAAGGCAAGUGACCCCAGUGUCAUCACUAUCAGGAAGAGGUGAGAGUGAUGAUCAGACUUGAGAGAAAUUCUCAGUUUAGGGAACUUUUCAGGCCUGAGACUCUGCUAGUGGACAUGAUUGCCUCCUCUCCAGAACCAUUCUGUGCUCCUCUAGGCAGGAGAUAAUUACCAGCAAACUAGCCUGUGCUUUCUCUGGAAGGGGUAGAUUUUUCUCCUUUUUAAAAAUUAUUUAUUGGUUUUAGAGAGAGAGAGGAAGGGAGAGAAAGACACCAAUUUGUUGUUCCACUUAUGUAUGUAAUCAUUGGUUAAUUUUUUAAAUUUUAUUUAUUGAUUUUUAGAGAGAAACACUGAUUUGAUAUUUCACUUAAUUAUGUGUUCAUUGGAUGAUCCUCGUAUGUGCUCUGACUGGUAAUCAGACCCACAACCUUAGUGUAUCAGGAUGAUGCUCUAACCAACCGAGCUACAUGGCCAGGGCAAUUUUCUCUUUUUUAAAUUAUUUUUUAUUCCUUAAGAGUUAAACUCUCAUCAUCAGUUGAUACUAGGUCUCUUUCUUGUUUUAGUUGCUUUUCAUCCCAAAUCCUUAUUCCUCUCCCAGACCUAGGCAUACACUCUAAUGUGUUCAAUAUGUCUAUGUAAUGUAUGUGUCUUUAAAUAUAUAUAAUUAUGUGCUUAUGUUUUCUAAUAUAUAUAAAUGGUAUACUUUUAUAAUAAGCUAACUUCUAUAAUGAAUUGCCCCAUAUUUCAGUGAUUUCGCACACAGAAAGAUUUAUUUUUUACUUACACAGGAGCUCAGGUGUGCUGGCUGGACAGCUGUCUUCCACUGGGCGUUUCAGGUGCCAGGCUCCUGCCUUUGCAGGUGGCGAUAGCCUGAUCCUGCAUCAGAAGGUUCUCUGUCAGCUUUUCACCAAAUUGGUUUAUCAUCCAUUAAUUUUUAUGAAUUGGUUAUUUCACCAGCAAUAACAAAAUAAUGACUUUAUAAUACUAUUAUUUUUUUCUUUUAUUAUUUCUAAUUCUGUAAAAAAAUUUUUUUCACCUCCUCUAGGACCAUUUGGUUACCUUGAAAUAAAGUUCAUACCAGAAUGUCAAGACAAAUGCUUAAAUCUCUUUAUUUCUCUCUUUCAAAGUAGUUGGUUGGUGUCCUAGCAACUUGGUGUUGAUUUUGUUUCACUUUCUCUUUAAAUUAUUGUUGUGAACUUGUAGUUUUUAUAUACAGGGUCUGGCACAAAUAAUGCCCCUUUUUAUUACAAAAUCAAUAGCAUGUAAUUCUAUAACAUAACAAUAUCACACUGAAGAACACCAUAUGGCAUUUUAGGUGAAAUGUUGAAAUUAAAACGACAAACUGUUAGACCCAUAUUAUUACUCUGCCAGCCACACUCAAGCAGGUGUUACUUCUGCCGGGCCCUGUAUUUAAUGCUUAAUCAUUUGCAAUUAUUUAUGUUUUAUAUUAUAUAAAAUUUCAAGCAUAUACAAAAAUAUAGAAAAUAAUAAAGUGAAUUUCCACAUACCCAUCUCUUAGCUUUAAAAAUGAUCAACUCAUGGACUAUCUUGAUUUAUUUAUUCCCUCAACUACUCUCCCCGUAACUGAGGUUAUUUUGAAACACACCUCAAAGUAGAAUUCCAAUUCACAUGUAAAUGUUUUAGUAAGUAUCUCUAAAAAAUAAGGACUUUUACUGCCAUUACUGCACCUAAAAUUAAUAAUUUCUCAAUA
Molecule: messenger RNA, 6922 nt
Organism: Phyllostomus discolor (pale spear-nosed bat)
Lineage: Eukaryota; Metazoa; Chordata; Mammalia; Chiroptera; Phyllostomidae
Gene: LURAP1
Product: leucine rich adaptor protein 1
Exons: 2
Coding region: 262-981 (239 amino acids)
Biological process (GO): positive regulation of canonical NF-kappaB signal transduction; positive regulation of cytokine production
Source: RefSeq, a predicted model, not a curated record